Messenger RNA from Caenorhabditis remanei, 510 nucleotides. RefSeq lists its product as uncharacterized. The coding region runs from base 1 to 510 and encodes 169 amino acids. The transcript has 4 exons. The record is from RefSeq and is a predicted model, not a curated record. NCBI's taxonomy places the organism in Eukaryota, Metazoa, Nematoda, Chromadorea, Rhabditida, Rhabditidae.
AUGGAUCCCUGUUGCACCAAGCUUCGCCAGAUGUUCUGUGGAAGAAGAAGAGUGGAGAAUAUCGAUGAAACUCAGGAUAGAGUGCGUCAGCUCACACAAAUCUUGACCUUGUACAACAUCAAUUUGGAAUUCGAAGAAAACAAGUCUAUUCAAAACGCAAGUCAGAUUGAAAGGUGCAAAACGAUUAUCAACAAAUGCAACGUCAUCAAAAGCAUGAUAGAGCAAGGUCAGACUUUGACCGCAGAAAUCGUAAACAGUUAUUACCGCGCUGUGAAAUGCACACAAGAGGAAUACGAUGCAAUUAGACAACGCGCCGGUGAGGUCAGUGUGGUCGUUGCCACUCCAGCAGUGUUCCAUGUCGAGAGAAGAGUCCAAGAAAACCGUGCUGUCGACGAUCAACAACCUGGACCAUCAAACAGUCAAUCGACAAGUCAACGCACCGCAACUGUUGCCAAAAUGCCAAGCCGCUCCAGUACAACCGACUUCAAGCCAGGAGAUAUCAUGCUUUGA